Messenger RNA from Brachypodium distachyon (stiff brome), 1268 nucleotides. Its product is annotated as NDR1/HIN1-like protein 13. The transcript has a single exon. The coding region runs from base 129 to 1010 and encodes 293 amino acids. The record is from RefSeq and is a predicted model, not a curated record. Gene Ontology annotation, cellular component: plasma membrane. NCBI's taxonomy places the organism in Eukaryota, Viridiplantae, Streptophyta, Magnoliopsida, Poales, Poaceae.
CUCUCCUCUCCUCCCUUAUUAGUAGCACGUCUCUCUGGCUCCACUAAAUUCAACAGCCAGCAGCCCAGCAACGCCGCGUCUUCAAGGAGCUUCAGCCUCGGCGUACUCCUCUGAAGGGAGCGGCUGCAAUGGCCGAACGCGUCUACCCCGCCGCGAAGCCCAACCCUCCGCCUGCAAUGGCCAACGGCGCAGGAGCCGGCGCCGGCGCACCGGCGGCAGCUGCGCCCAAGCCGCAGAUGUACCAGCGGCCCAUCUACCGGCCCCAGGGUGCGGGGAAGAGCCGGCGCGGGCGGUCCUGUCGCUGCAGCUUCUGCUGCUGCUUCUGCUGGGCGCUGCUAGUCAUCAUCCUCCUAGCAAUCGUAGCCGCCGCGGCCGGGGGCGCCUUCUACCUUCUCUACCGUCCGCAGCGGCCCAGCUUCUCCGUCUCCUCCGUCCGCCUCACCGCCUUCAACCUCUCCUCCUCCGCCACGGCGCCCGUGCUCACCGACUCUAUCAGCCUCACGGUCACCGCGAAGAACCCCAACAAGAAGCUCGUCUACUUCUACGACGACUUCUCCUUCUCCGCCGCCACGGCCGCCAACGCCGUCCCGCUCGGGGAAUCCGCCUCGCCCGGGUUCGCGCACGCCGCCGGGAACACCACCGUCUUCACCGCCACCGUCGCCGCCGCCGCGCUCACCGUCGACCCCAGCGGCGCCAGCUCCGACCUCAAAAAGUCCGGCGCCUUCUCCGUGGCUAUCGACGCCGAGACGCGCGCCGGGGUCAAGGUGGGCGGCCUCAAGACGAAGAAGAUCGGCAUCCAGGUGCGCUGCGAGGGCAUCAAGGUGACCCCGCCCAGCCCGCCCCCGCCGGCGCCGAAGAAGACCAAGGGGAAGAACGGCACCGCCCUGGCCGCGCCGGCCCCCGCGCCCGCGCUGGACACCGCCGAGCCGUCGACCACCGCGACGGUGAGCACCGCCGCGCACGCGUGCAAGGUCAGAGUCCGCGUCAAGAUCUGGAAGUGGACCUUCUAGGUAUGAGCGUCGACUUUUAGGGACUGGAGUGCUAAACUUUCAGAGAAAGAAAAAAGAUUUUUCACUUUACAAAUACUCUUGGAGUAGAGACCAUGCCAUGCGUCGUCGGUGUAAAUUCCCUCAAAACAUUUCUUUUAUUUUUAUUCUUGUUUUGAACAUUUUUCUUUUGUAUCUGUAGUGGAUUGUAUAAUUUGGUGAUUUGUUAUUUGUAACACUAUCAUUCGAAUAUAUCAACUUCGCUAGUACUUGCUACUACAA